ACAGAUGGGGACUCUAUAUAAGCUAUGAUCACAGGAAGACGUGAUAGACGUGCACUCCUACCUGAGUGAGCUCUAUCCUCUGUGAAGACUCUCUGUCAGAAAGGAAAGAAACAAGGAACCAGAGGAAGAGGUAGUCCUGCUCACAAACAGCUCCGAGGCCUAGUGACAAACUUGACAUGUUUUUUGGUCUCCCACGUACUACUUCAGGAUACAUUCGCUACUUGCAGACGUCAGCAGUGCAGACUGUGAUCUACAGGGCACACAAUCUUGUAGUGCCGAGGUUGGCUGUUGUUCUGGGUGCUUUGGGGUUUGCAAUGUCCGGAUACAGCUCUCGCCAACUCACUAUUCACCACCGACCCUCCACUAGCAUCCUUCAUUGGCUGUCCAAACCCGCCAUUAAUGUUGAGAGUCCAGGAUCCCCAUCAGCCCGAGCCCGUAAGGCUCAAGCCAAUGCUGCCAUGGCAUCCAUCAAAAAAGAUGAAGAGGAUCAACCAAUCAAAAACACAGGUGGCAUCGAGCAGCCUGUGAAGACAUCAACUGCCGUAUAAAGAAAAAACGUUAGCCAUACAAGGUCUUACUGUGUAAGAUGGAGCAUUAGUCAAUAAUUUAGUCAGUAGGGGAAUGUGCCUUUGUACAAGAAAGCCGGUUUGCCCUGAUUAGUUUGUGUUUAUUUAUGAGGUCGGCCACAGUUGCACAAAUGAUUCAGCAGAUCUGUAUUAAUGACCAAGUGUUGGUCAUAUAUUGAAUUGACAUGUUUGUGAAAAUUACUUGAAUUUUUUUUUAAAUC
Messenger RNA from Rhinichthys klamathensis goyatoka, 787 nucleotides. RefSeq lists its product as uncharacterized. Bases 177 to 548 code for a protein of 123 amino acids. The record is from RefSeq and is a predicted model, not a curated record. The transcript is spliced from 2 exons. NCBI's taxonomy places the organism in Eukaryota, Metazoa, Chordata, Actinopteri, Cypriniformes, Leuciscidae.